Penaeus vannamei (Pacific white shrimp) is the source of this 5564-nucleotide messenger RNA. The record is from RefSeq and is a predicted model, not a curated record. Lineage: Eukaryota; Metazoa; Arthropoda; Malacostraca; Decapoda; Penaeidae.
CCCCCCACUCAGUGUUCCUGUGACCGCGUUCAGGGAAGGACGUACACCGCGUCGCUCCUGACCCGCUCCGACCUUCCCCGCGCUGUGUCUGCGUGCGAGUUCAUUCUCGCUGUGUGUGUUAGUGACGACGCAUUUCUCAAUAAUCAGAUUGGAAACGUUCAGUGAGAUAUUGAUAGAUUUUAGUACGGAAUGAAAAAUACCUCUUCUAAAUUGAUUGACAUGUGGGAUUGAAAUUUGUAUGGAAAGCGAAUAUGAAGAAAUCGAAAACUAGUGUUUUGUGAUGUGAGUACUUACCAUAUACGAAAUACACCAGUUAAACAUAACCGUUGGAUUGAGAAAAGUUAACAAGUGAGUGUUGUUGACCUUUGAGGAAAAUUGUGUGGCCUCAGAACAUCUUAAUCCUUUACUAAUAGUGAACAAAAGAAAGACGUGUUCAGCUACAGUGAUAUGGUUUUUAGCUUCUCAGUCAAACGUUAGUCGCAUUGUGCCACAGGUUUAUCAUAUUGCAGCUUCAACUUUCCCAAGAAGAUGCGAGGAGGCGGGUGGCAGCCGGGCUGGUGCUGGCGCCUGGCCUGGUGGAGUCUGCUGCUGUUCUGCGAGGCGGCAGACCCGCGGUUCGAGCAGAGGUUCGCCAAUGAACCCUCGCCGCAGACCGCCGUCAUCGGCUCGACGGUCGUGCUGCCAUGUCGGAUUAUCAACAAGGUCGGAGUGCUCCAGUGGACGCGCGACGACUUCGGCCUCGGCAACGAGAGGGAGCUGUACGCCUUCAAGCGGUACCGCAUGAUUGGCUCCGACGAGGAAGGAGACUACAGCCUUCGGAUUAGCCCCGUGACCCUCGAGGAUGACUCCUACUUCCAGUGCCAGGUCACAGGGUGGAAGGACGUCCCUGGGGUGAGGUCCCAGACGGCCAAGUUGACGGUGUAUGUCCCUCCCGAGCGCCCAGAGAUCACUCAGGGCUCCGUCGUGACCACCACCGCCGGCGCCGCCGUCCAGCUGGAGUGCGUCUCUCGAGGAGGCAAACCGGCUGCCGAGAUCCAGUGGCUGGACGGGUCGGGCCGCGUCGUGACGGAGGGCAUCCAGUACGAAACCGAGAUGAUGAAGGACGGCCACCGCAUGAACGCCAAAUCCACGCUGAGUUUCUUGGCUUCGCGGGAGCACCACAACACCGUCUUCACGUGCACGGCCUCCAACCCUGCUCUUCAUCAGGCUUUCAGGACGCAGGUGCGUCUGGAGGUGAGCUACCCGCCCGAGGUGACGAUCACGCACGACCAGGAUGGCUACAGGGAGGGCGAAACGGCCACGCUGACCUGCGCCGCCUCGGGAAAUCCGCCGGCGCUCUCCUACAGGUGGUACCGGAGCGGGAAGCUGGUGCAAGGAAACAACUCGACGCAGCUGGUGGUGCCUGAGGUGACGCGCGACAGCAACCUGGAGGAUAUCACCUGCGAGGUCUCCAACGAAGUCGGCUCCUCGCGCAAGAUCACUCGCCUGUCCAUCCACUCUCCACAGGCGGCAAGAGUUGCAGGCUGCCUCACUAGACGUGCAGGUGAACAGUUUUCCUUUACUGUUAUGACCGGGUUGAGACACACAUCUGCCUGCGUGCAUGACACUGGCUGUAAGAUACCGAUCCGAGAAGCAGCCACACCGCCUGGCAAUGAGGGGCUCAGACAGCAAUGGAUAACAGCGCGAGAAUGCAGGAUGGCUGCAAUGAUCCUAGAUCCCCGGGAGUGUGAAGAUCCAGCGAUGAAUGAAGCACUGAACGAAACCUGGAAGCCCAGGACGGUUCCCUGGUGUCCUACAGCAGUCAUUAAGUUGCUACACGUAAAACGGACGGAAGAGGAACGCUGGCUGUGUGCUCGUUCACCGCGAACACUGACGUGUGAUAAGUGCUUGGAAACCCCCACCCCACCCCAGCCGCCUCUCAUCCUCUCAACGCGUCUUGAUCGCCGUCCUCGAGCUUCAAGUGCGGCGCCCCGGACCUGCCGCUCGAGGGCCGUCAGACAAGCAUUUCUGCCGAACGCGGCUGCUGAUUCGGCUGACUUUAGUGCAACUAUAAGAGAUAAAGAUGGAAACGCGACCGUUGCCCAGGUCGAGCGAGGACGACCGACGAAGGGCGGACGCGAAGGGCGCGUGAGAAGGGCCUCGGCAGGCCGGUGGCAGGCGAAUGCUGCAUGGCUUGUAACGGACAACGACAUGAAGGCAAGGAGUAGAGUGAUCGUCCGCAAUCAAAGUGCCGGCGAGGGAUCGAUCAGCAACCGAGGUUCAGGCUCCGAGAGUAAUGGCCUCUUUGACCAGCGUUGGAGGCUGAUGGCGAAGGCGCCACUCCGGAAGGGUCGCAUGCGGAGUGUGCGGCAGAGAGGCUUGCGAGACGGCGGCCGAAUCACAGGUUGCAGCGCUGAUGACGAUCGAUUCGCACAAAUCACUCUUAGCCGAGGGUUGACAAAUCUGGGCGGACUGGGCGCCGCCUCGGCGACUGCGAGAGGAUUUUCACUCCUUUCUGCGUGGGAACACGAAGGCGUGAAAGUCGCCCGCGCCCGAAGCCAGACAGAAAGUUUGGAGUGCUUCGAGUGGCACUUUCUGGCGCGGCGACGAAAACGCCGGCGUUCCCCGGUCGCGCCCCGUGAUCUCCGGCUGAUGGCCCUCCUGCCGCCCUCGGCUCGGCCGCGCCCGUCUCGCGGCCCGCCCAGGAGCCCUCCUCGCGGCCCGCCCAAGGAGCCCUCCUCGCGGAACAAGCUCUCCAUUAUUACGGUGCGCUGCCUCGGCUGCUGCCUCGCGCUGAUGGGCAAAUGUACAGGCGCGACGCGUACCCCGCAGCCUCGGCUUGGAUCUUGGGCAGCGAGCGUGACUUCGAACGCCUGCCACGAGGGGAUGGCGGGGAAGGCAGGAGGCUUGAAGGGCCAAAGCUUGAUGGCAAGAGAGCGAGUUCUAGCUGUCUUUGAGGCGGUCCGAAGAGUGCGAAACACGAACGCGGUUAGCCUGUUCACAAGUUUUCAUAGACGGGCCGUCGUUCCGCCUGCCGCCAGCGACCAGUACGCGGAGCCCGGCGAGAACGUGACUCUGCGCUGUGACGUGGACUCCAUGCCGGAGCCGACCAUCGUGUGGAUCAACCAGCAGACGCAGACGGUGGUGGGCAAGGGCGCCGAGCUCAGCCUCCGGGUCAACAAGGACAACAUCGGGACUUACCUGUGCAUCGCCAAGGUCGAGGGCUUCCCCGAGAUCUCUGGCACCGUCGGCGUCUUCCUCAAGGGUCCGCCGCAGGUGCGCUCCGAGAAGGUGCAGUGGGGCAAGGCGGGGGACACGGUCCCUCAUCACGGGCGCCCACGCGUUCCGUCACCCGUCACGUGGACGCAUCGCGGGCAGGAGGUCGACCUCGAGGAGGGUCGCUACGAGGUGGUGGAGGACAUGACGCCGACGGGGCUGCGCCACACGCUGGUCAUCCGCAGCGCCAAGCUCUCGGACUUCGGCGCCUAUAACUGCUCCGUGCAGAACGCGUUCGGCUCCGACGUCUACGAGAUCAUCCUGAACAAGAAGAAAACUCUUCCGCUGCUGCUGAUCCUGUGCGGGGUCACUGGCGGCAUCGUGUUCGUGCUCGUCGUGGCUCUGGCCGUCAUCAUGUGCGCCAAGAGGACGGCUGCCCGACAGAAAGACGCAAAAUCCGGAGGGUUGCCCGAGAAGACCGUCACUCUGCAGAUGACCGAUCAGAAUUCCACGGCCAAUGAGUCCGAUUUAAAGGUCGAGCUGGAUCAGCGGACCGGGUCUUCGCUGAGCAACAAGGACGGGGAACUGGAGGGCUGGGACAAGGAGGCCGAGAACCCGUCCACGCCCACCUACUUGGCUUCCACCAACUCGUACCUUUAUCCGGAAACCUUCACCGGGAUUCCUCUGAAAAUCAAUGGCCAUUUGACCAGCAAUGGCGGCGGACUUUCGUAUGGUAACUACGCCGACCAUUCGACUGUCGCGGGUGGUUCUCCGGGUCAGCAACCUGACCAAACGUCCUCACCCGCGGGAGGCUACGUAAUGGGCGGGAACAGCAUGGGCGGUGUGAGUGGCUUCACACACACCCCGCCCGGCAUCGUCACUUCGAGCCAGCACUCGCUGUACCCGACCUACACGGACUACGACGCCGGCCACGAGGCAGCCGAGGGCGUCCACGGGUUCACUCCCUCCUACAACAACGGCUUCAAUAAUCACAACUUCAAGACGUCGUCGGGAUCGCUGCCGCUGUCGCUGCACGUGGCCUCCAGAGGGAACGGAAGCACGAGCAACACGUCGACGAUCCCGAGACUAGGGAUUCCGGUCGACCCCAGCCAGUACAUCGUUCCCCCGCGGACCCAGGUGAUGCAGGGCGCGCUGGCCACGCACGUCUGAUGCGUGGCCGGCUCCGCCCCGGCCCGCCUCCCGCGUUGUUAUUAUUAUUGAUAGUUUAAAACCUCUGAUGAAGCCCUAAAAGACAUUCGGUGGGAGACCAAAGCAGUGUGACCCAGAGUUUAUGUAUUGGAACAAUACUUACAAAAGACGUAUAUAGUAUUCAGUCACCUUAGUCAUAGUUCUGUCCAGUGGAUGUUCACUUGCUGAUGAACAUUUCAGUGUUCAAAACACAAAGAGUGCUAAAACACUAGCAUUUCAGCGUGAACAAACUGUUGGAUUCCCCACAGGACUUUUGUCAGAGGCGUGUUCCUACUGUGGUGCAAUAGUCGUAAGGUUAAGUUGAUGUAAGAAAAUGCGAAAUGUUCUCUAUAUUUUAUGGAAUCACUGUUCUAUUUCUCCCCAAAUUUUACAGUCAUCAAACAUGAAAAAGCUCGUCAGAUUUGAAAGUGAUAUUUUCCAUGUAUAAGCCUUUAUGGCAGAAAAUUCUCUUCUAUAGAGUAGAAAUGGAAGUAUAUUUUCAAACUCCAACCCCAAACUCGUGUUAUCUAUUCAUAGCUAUAGUAUUUGUGGUGAAGUUAUAUAAGGCUGUUCUACCAAACGUUUCCCUUUUCAUCCCAGUAUUAUUGAUCUUUGCGUCGUUUGCUGAGCAACUGACUGCAAGAAAUUGUAUAAACCGAAUCAUAAACAGUAACAAAUGUUUGAAAACUUCACUCAUUCAUAUCAGAAGGUGCCCAAGUAGACGGAUAUUGGCGGCUGCAUCGCCUCUACCUAAGCGAGUAUUCAGAAACUUGUAAAAGUCUUAACGCGACUUCAAGCUUUUUGAUGAAACAAGUUCAAUAUAUAAUUCAUUACACACAAAUGUCUUGGAGUGAAAUAUCUUAGGUCCAGGGUUGUUUGCCCUUCCACAUUUUGAAAAGCCCCGAGCCUCCUAUACAUUUAGAUUGACGAUAAAAAGUUGUUUGCUACCUUGAAAGUGUUUCCAUUUUAUUACCACGUUUCUGAUACUUGGCAAGGCCGGCGGUCGUAGGAGGCGCCACCAGCGGGUCUUGUUUGGGAAGAGUUCACACGUGAUGGAUGUUUGCAAACACUGGGCGAGGAGUCCUCAACUUUAGAAGAGUAUAUUUAUAGAAAAAUAUGUAUAUAAAUAUCCAUCCAUACAUAGAUAUAUGUAUGAAUGUAUGUGCGUAUGUAUAUGUGUG